AUGUCACCCACCAUGCUCUUCACCUUGUUCUGGGCCUUCGCACUAUGGCUCCUCGAGAGGUUCGGCACCCUAUCCUUCGAUAAUCAGCUUUUCACCUGCUACAUUAUCUACGACACACUCUCGGAGCCUAUCAGCAACUUCUACGCCGUCUGCACGUAUGAGAACGUUGAGACAUGUGGUUUCAUGGUACUUUUAGGUCUUAUACUCAUGCUCCUCGUCGCUUGGGACUUCGAAUUCAAGACGGACAACUUCUGGGAAUGGCUUGACAAUGGUUGCACUGCCCGAGCUCCUCAACAUUAUCGCCAGAAUACCGCCGAUGAUAUUCAUCUACCUCCUACCGCACCAACUCAACUGCCUCCAACGCCGCCUUCAGCAACCGAUAAAAAUCCUACACCUCCUACCUUAUCACCUCAACCCUCUGCAAACCCACCUUGCUACUGGCCUUUUCCAAACCUAGAUUGUACCGGUACCGGCGAGUCAUUUCUCCCUUGCAAUCGGUACAGCAGUAAGCCAGACCCGACCAUUCAGUACCCUCCCCGCUGGAAGCACACAUUUCUCGACGAAGAAAAUGAGAUGAAGUAUGGUUCCAGGCGUGUAUUCAAACCGCAUUAUGGCUACGAGUGGAAGUUCAUUCCAACUGCAAGUGAGGCUACAGUCGCCGUGCAAUCCAUCAUUGAGGAGCCGGGAACACCCCAGGGCUUUAUUGCCGCUGAGCGUAGGCCUGCUCAGAAAGAGGUAGCCGCUACACCUACCCAUAAGGUUGUGGAUCCUCCUGUUGCUCGCCCAUAUCAACCUUCAGCAGCUUCUACGCCGGUCUCUGCUCCUACCACCAGUCCUCCCGCUGCGCCCACUCGAAUUCCUCCGCAAGUACCUAUUUUGUCAUCCGGUCCGCCUGUCCAGAUCCUCCAGGCUCAAUCUACUCCAGCCAGCCAGCCACCAGCUCAGCCGUCCUUCGAUGACAUGGUCGCUUUCGCCUUUAGCUUCUUCGCCGGCAUGUCAGAUGAGCUCAAGACAGCGUUGCAGGCAUUCAUCCUCGUCUCGUCCAUGCAGGAAUACCAGGAGCCUGCUGAUGCCAUCCGCAGCCUAAUCGAGAAGGCGUACAAGUCUCUCCAAGUGUUCUUUCCAAACGGACUGACUGCAGAUCAGUCUGUUCACAUGGGUUGGAAUGUCAUGAUUCUGGAUUUCUGGGGCCUCAUAAUUCCACAUGGCUAUGCCAUCCAGCAGGAAGCGCCUCAAGUUCUAGUCACAUUCCUGGGUGAUUUCUUCCUUUUCGGUCAGUAUUUGGGACUGCCGCUUCGGCCCCUUGACUGCACUCCCCCACCGUCUCGACGCCCACCAAUUCAGCUCCGACCUCAACAGCCUCCGACCCAGCCUCCGUCUCAACCAAUCCCUCACCUUCCAUCUCAACCUCCUCCACCAACGCUGCGAGCCCCUCCAGCCUACCCUGUGCAGCAGCCAACCAAGCCUGCAAAAGACACGAAAGGGAUCCAGGCACCCUCCGAGGCAGGACCUUCGGUGCCGCGGGCGGCAUCGAAGGUCUCCAAGACCACACAAAAGCAGCCUAUGCAGCCGAAGGUGUUCGACUUCGACACCUAUCUCUGGUUCCAGGCAACGAAUAGGGAGCUGAAUAGGCUCACCCGCAGGUCCUUCGGAUGGAAUGAGGCAAAUGUGUGGCAGUAUUCGGGCGCAAAAGACCUCGUGUUGAGCGAUUCCCGGCGCAAUUGGGCAGAUAGCUCGUUUGUGAAGAUGGAGUUGACCAAGAAGGUACCUGCGUUCAAGCGUGCGGCAGUGGUUCUCCGCAUGCAAGCGAAAGCAGGUGCCCUCUUGGAUCACGCUUCAUCUGCGCCUCUACUCGAUGAGGUAACGGGGUUCAUCAAGCAGGCAGCAGAGAUGACUGCUGCUUGUGGUGGCAUGGACCCUGUCAAGCCAUGGGAAGAUUGGUACAGGGCUUGCUAUUACUUCAACAGUGAAGUUUUUGAGGAGAGGACUGUAUAUCGUCCUCUUCGCGAGCAGUAUGGGACGCUUGUAUGGAACCGCUUCGACGAUCAGUGGACCGCCGUUGAUAAGAAGUGGCUUCCUGACGAUGACUAUGAGUGA
Molecule: messenger RNA, 2097 nt
Organism: Cucurbitaria berberidis CBS 394.84
Lineage: Eukaryota; Fungi; Ascomycota; Dothideomycetes; Pleosporales; Cucurbitariaceae
Exons: 1
Coding region: 1-2097 (698 amino acids)
Biological process (GO): actin filament polymerization
Cellular component (GO): cytoplasm; actin filament
Molecular function (GO): actin binding; microtubule binding
Source: RefSeq, a predicted model, not a curated record